Messenger RNA from Pelodiscus sinensis (Chinese soft-shelled turtle), 1581 nucleotides. The record is from RefSeq and is a predicted model, not a curated record. NCBI's taxonomy places the organism in Eukaryota, Metazoa, Chordata, Testudines, Trionychidae.
UCCUGAGUCCUGCUCUCCAGACAGGAUCUCUCAGGCUCAUUCACUGGCUGGCAUUUGGCUGAGCUCUACCUAGGUGCUAGGCGAGCCAGGGACAGAAACUUGGCCCAAAAGCAGAUGAUAGGUGGGGGAGAGGCAGGGCCCUUCACAAAGUGCACAGAGGGAAGUGGUGACUAGAGCUGUGCCAAAUGGCACAGCCAUGGUGCUCGUACGGCUAUGGCAGCCCUAGUAUCUGAACGCUCAUCUCCCUCCCCUCUAACGUCCUCCCUCCAACGCAGUAGCCUCUCCGGGGUUUGAAAUGCCCUGCGCACUAGUGUUAACCCUUCUGUGUCUGGCUUGUCCCAGAUGACCCCGGACUCCCUGGUGUACAGCACAAGCCUGAACUAUAACCCCACCCCUGCCAGCAACCCAGUGAUCCUGAGAACCGGCCCAGCUGUGAUCCCCAUUGGGUGCCACUACCCCAGGAAGGACAACGUGAGCAGUAAGGCCAUCAAGCCAACGUGGGUUCCCUUCAGCUCCACCCUGUCUGCAGAGGAGAGGCUGGGUUUCUCCCUGCGCCUGAUGAAUGAUGACUGGAGCGUGGAGAGAGCCCCCAAUGGCUUCCAGCUGGGGGAGGUCAUGCACAUCCAGGCGGAGGUCAGCUCUGGGAGCCACGUGGCUCUGAGGAUCUUUGUGGACAGCUGUGUGGCCACCCUGAGCCCGGACAGGCACUCCUCUCCCCGCUACGCUGUUAUUGACUUCUACGGGUGCCUGGUGGAUGGGAGAUCAGAUGAUGCCUCCUCUGCCUUCGUAUCCCCCCGGCCCAGGCAGGACACGCUGCAGUUCAUGGUGGAUGUGUUCAGGUUUGCAGGGGAUGCCAGGAACUUGAUUUAUCUCACCUGCCACCUGAAAGUCACUGCAGCCGAGCAAGCCCCAGGUCCCUUGAGCAAGGCUUGUUCCUACAACAAAGCAGGCAACUUCUGGUCUCCAGUGGAGGGCACCAGAAACAUCUGCAGGUGCUGUGAGACUGGGAACUGUGGCCUGCUUGGAAGGCAGACCAGGAGAGCGAAGCCUUCAAAGAGAUGGCCAGGAAAGCCCUUCCAAAGAGAUGUGGUUUCCAGACAUGGUUCCCCUUCCAGGAGAGAAGCAGAAGCAGAAGCUGAUGUUAUGGUGGGCCCCCUAGUCAUCAUGGAUGCCUACAGAGGAUCCAGGGAUCUCCUAACAGAUCGUAUGGAAGCAAGGAAGGCAGCAUCACAGAGGAGAUGGCGUCAGAGGGAGAGAAGGCUUGGCUGAAACUGUCCAUGGUGGCUGCAGGUUUUUGCCAAUGUGCAGUCGGCUUCCUCUGCCUAGAAUGGCAGGAGUCUCUUGGCUGGAGCUGAAUCUUGUCAUUUAAAAUAAACACCCCUGGACACGGAGGCUGGCUCUGUAGUGACUCUGUUACAGCGGGCAGGGGCUCAUGAGGCAGGAAAUGACAGGGAGGAAGUGGAGGCUCUGAGGUGAUUCUGGCUUCCUCCUAAUGGAGCUGAGGGGAGGGGAUACUGUUAACUCAACAGAACUGAACUAAUUGACAAAACAUUAAAUGAGGGGACCCUAGAAAAAUUGGGG